This is a messenger RNA of Salvia miltiorrhiza (redroot sage), 827 nucleotides long. RefSeq lists its product as uncharacterized. The record is from RefSeq and is a predicted model, not a curated record. NCBI's taxonomy places the organism in Eukaryota, Viridiplantae, Streptophyta, Magnoliopsida, Lamiales, Lamiaceae. The transcript has a single exon. Bases 178 to 621 code for a protein of 147 amino acids.
UUUUAGGUCGAAAAAUCCAAUAAUGCCCUCUCUAUCCUUGACACAAAUUAACAAGUUAGUUGGACAAGUUUAGAAAGCCGUUGAACUAAAACUUUCACACAUAAUCUAACCACCAUACCUUCCACCCCAACCACCGCCACACCACCUCUUUAUUACAAACACCCAAGAAACAAACUCAUGGCCACCACACAGGAGGCCGACUUCAGCUUCCCCGCCGCCGCCGACUCCUCUCCCGACUCGCCGCCCCUGUGGCGGCGGUCCGCCACCGCCCCCCGGCGCGAGGUGGAAGAAGAGGGAUUCACCUUGCCGUCCUUUCAAGCAUUCAGAUUUUCAAGAAGCGUUAAGGAGAGAAAGUGCAACGAAGACGGAGAAGAGAAGAUGGAUAUGUUGUGGGAGGAUUUGAACGAGGAUCGAUUUGCCAAAUCCGCACAAAAUUCGGACGUCUCUUCGCCUAGGAGAGAAGUGCAGAUGAGCUGCGUGAGAGGUUUGCGGUUGUCCAGAGCAAAUGGGCACAUCAUUUCUCAUGGGAAGAAGACAAGCAUUCUUGUGUUCAUCAAAGCUUUGAAGAAGGUGUUUCUCAUGCAUAAUUCACAACGUGCAAUCAAGAAGAAGCCCUCUUAGUAAUUUAAUUCAUCCCUCUGGACUUGAUUUGAUUGCUUAGAUACUCGAUUUUUUCCUUUCUUUUGUGUUUGUUAUUGGAAGAGGGAAAGAACAAAAAGGAUGAUAAAAAGAUUUUCUUUUUCCUUCUUUUCCUUUUCUCUUUUUACAAUUUUAUUGUAUUUUAUCUUGUGUAUAAUAUUAUUAUUAUUAAUAUUUAAAAGAAGAAA